UGUGUGGAUGUGUGGAUGUGUAUGUGUGUUUGUGCAGUCUACUUCCACUUGACUCCUCUUGCAGUAUAAUUAAACCUUAUCAAUGGGUUAUAAGGUUUUUUGCAUAUCUACAGUAUACCAUGAAUAUAAUCAUGAUAUUGGUUAUUAGCUACUUUGUUUUUCUUCAGGCCAUUGAUUUCUAGAUAGACUCAUAGAUAUAUAGAUACAUAGAUGAAUUGAUAGAUAGAUUGAUUGAUAGAUGAAUAGAGAGAUAGAUAUGAUAGAGAGAUAGAUGGAUAUAGAUAUGGGGUCUGAUUCUUAUCUGAUUCCAAUGUGCUUCCUGAUGCCCUUCCCUCCUCCAGGUGCACGAGAUGAGUGAAGGAAGCUUGAAACUAGUGCACAAUGCAGAACGACCAAAGGCUCUCAAGUGUGGAACCUUUGGAGCGUCUGCACUGGAGGAUCGGCACUUGGCUGUGGGCGACUUUGAGGGGAAGAUGGAGAUUGUUGAUCUGGCAGCUGCAGAAACGCCAGUUUAUUCUGUGAAAGCUCAUGAAGAAAUUAUAAAUGCAAUUGAUGGAGUGGCAGGCCUUAAUAUUGGCAAAGGUGCCCCAGAGAUUGCAACUGGGAGUCGUGAUGGACUGGUAAAGGUCUGGGAUCCUCGACAGAGAGACCGGCCUGUCGUGACCAUCGAGCCAAAAGAAGGAGAGCAGAAGCGAGACUGCUGGAGUGUUGCAUUUGGAAAUUCACAUUCAAUGGAAGAAAGGGCACUCUGUGCAGGCUUUGAUAAUGGGGAUGUGAAGAUGUUUGAUCUUAGAACAAUGGAAGUGAAGUGGGAAACCAAUCUGAAGAAUGGGGUUUGCUCACUAGAAUUUGAUCGGAAAGAUAUUGACAUGAACAAGCUUUUAGCUACAACACUGGAGUCAAAGUUUCACAUUUAUGACCUUCGGACAUUCCACGAAGAAAAGGGCUUUGCUGGCAUGAUGGAUAAAGGUCACAAAUCAACUAUAUGGUGUGGAAGACACUUGCCCCAAGAUCGUGAGAUAUUUGUCACCACUGGCGGUAAUGGCUCUCUGAUGCUGUGGAAGUACUCCUAUCCUUCAGCUCGCUCAAAGAAAUUGAGCGAUGGAUCGGAAGUUGGUGUAGCGGGUGAAGCAAAGCCGUUGCAAAAUGCUACUAUAACCGAUCAGCCAAUAACCAGCUUUGACUGGAGUCCAGACAAGAUGGGCCUGAGUGUGUGCACUGGGCUGGACCAGACAGUGAGGGUGGUCAUUAUGACGAAACUCAAUAUUGCAUAAAAUUUGAGAAGGUUAUAGAAAAACUUCUUGUAACUUGUUCUAUCAUUUAAGAAAAUAUUGUUAUACAGUAUAUGAAAUUAAAACACUGAAUGCAUUUGACAGUGAUCCGUUUAUGAUAUUGAAGAUUUUUAGGCUUCACAAAUCAUACUUGCAGAUAUAUAACUGAUAUCUCUGCUUGUUUAUACAUAUCAAAUAAAUAUAAGAACUAUU
This is a messenger RNA of Penaeus chinensis, 1484 nucleotides long. It is a transcript of the gene Wdr92, whose product is annotated as dynein axonemal assembly factor 10-like. NCBI's taxonomy places the organism in Eukaryota, Metazoa, Arthropoda, Malacostraca, Decapoda, Penaeidae. The coding region runs from base 351 to 1274 and encodes 307 amino acids. The transcript has 3 exons. Gene Ontology annotation, molecular function: ubiquitin binding. The record is from RefSeq and is a predicted model, not a curated record.